AUGGUGCGGCGGCAAGCCGUCCACGGCAUGGUCUGUGGAGGAGGACCAGCUGUUGCUCUGAGGUCUCUCCCGAAGAAGAAGAAGAAAGCUGCUAAGGGAGUUCAAUUGGGGCAAGAAAAAUCUGCAGGAGGAAAUGUUACCAAGGUUAUGACCGUGAAGAUAAGUUACUGGUUCGUAGAUUCAGACAGUUCACUGCUGCACUUCACUGCCCAAUUUGAACGCUCACACCUGGGCACGAACGGGUUGGUACAGCUGUACGAAACCAUCGACGGUGCUGCCGCACUUGUGCUAGUUAGUAGGGAGAAAGCUAAGAACCUUGGCCUUCAAGUUCUUGCAAGGACAAGAGGGGGUGAUUGGCGCAGAGUACCGCUGCCCGGUGGGUGUCAUGCUCUUCAACCACUUGGAGGUGGAGUUCGCCGCGAAGCUCGGCGACUACGUCGCAUAGAUGAUCGUCCAGUUGAGAUGUUCAUUGUUGCAUCCAUGAACGGUGCAAGUGUUAAAAUGGUCCCGUGA
This is a messenger RNA of Triticum turgidum subsp. durum (durum wheat), 513 nucleotides long. Lineage: Eukaryota; Viridiplantae; Streptophyta; Magnoliopsida; Poales; Poaceae. The record is from the annotation of a GenBank genome assembly.